Messenger RNA from Podarcis lilfordi (Lilford's wall lizard), 17272 nucleotides. The record is from the annotation of a GenBank genome assembly. NCBI's taxonomy places the organism in Eukaryota, Metazoa, Chordata, Lepidosauria, Squamata, Lacertidae.
AGCGCGCAGAGCCGGCCUCCGAGGGGCGGGAGCCUCCUCGCUGGUUGGUGGCGCCUCCGCCUCCACUUCCCGGCACGGGCGCCCCUUCAAGCCAACGAGAGAGCCGAGGCCGGCCUCGGGAGCUGCUGGUAGGCCCUGCUGGUCAGAGGCGGGAAACUGCGAGAGACAGCUAGCGCGAUGGCCGACUCGCGGAAACACUGAGCGGCUCCCGUCCCCGGCGCCAUGGGCCCCGCCACGUUGGGGUGAGCAGGAGGCGGCGGCGGCGGCAAGUCGGGCGCGAGGCGGCGGGUGAGGGGGGGGGAGUCGGCUCGCGCGGCGGGAACGCACAUUUCAAACGCCAACCGUCCCUCGGCGGGGGAGGGGGGAGGAGGAGAAGGCGGCGGCACGGAAAGGGGGCGCAGGGGAAGCGGGCGCUGGACACCAGGCGCUGCCCCCCAGGCGGGGAGGGGAAAAGGCCACGCGAGGGGAAAAACCAGGGUGAGGUUUUGGGGGGAGGCGGUUGGGACUACGGGGGGCGGGGAGGCGGUAAGACUCGGGGUCUCCGCCCACCACCUUUAAAGAGCUUUUCCGGUUGUUGCUUUUUAAAAUGUGGUUUUAAUUUCUGUGCGCUGCUCUUUUUGCCUCGCAGGUCGUAACCGUUAGAGGCGAGGAGGGUAAAAUGUGACUUCCCAGGAAAAUGAAACCAAGUGGUUUGAAGAGCAGCAGCAAAGGACAGCUCCCCUGUAAGUGCUAGGACUUUCCUUUAGUCCGCUAAGGAGUGUGCUUUAAUAUUAUUAUUAAUAGUUUAUUAUUUAUACCCCAGCCACUCUGGGUUGGUCCCAGCAGAAUAUUAAAAACACGAUAAAACAUGAAACAUUAAAAACUUCCCUAAACAGGGAUGUCUUCUAAAAAGCUUCAGCCCCCUCACAGAUUCGUUCCAGAAAGGAGGUUCGGACAAAAAAAUAGUUGUUUCUUCUCGCUGCCAACCCCUGCCCCAUGCAAUGCAAAAGAAAAGAAAAAAAGAUGAUAAAGCUCUUAGGCAGGAGAUCUGCUCCCAUUUUCUCUGGAAAUCCAGAGAGGCAAAAUUUUCUUAGAGGAGGAGGAGGUUGAUGAGAUCUAGAUAGCUUUUGUAUUUUUAUAAUUUGGCGGGGAGUGGGGGGCUUAAACCUAUGCAUGGGCCCCCUCCUAAUUUCUGGGUCCAGCACUGAUCCAAAUCCUUGAAUAGCUAGGCUGGUUUCCUGGUGAGAUAACAGCCUAAGACUAAGUAUUGGUAGUUAAGGUAACAAAGGAAAUGGCUCUGUGCCAGAGGAAAAAUGGGUGGUUCCCCUUCCCUCAAUUGGCUGGUAGCUAGAAAGACAAAGGCCAGAGUUGUGAGUUGAGUUAUGUGAACAAGUAGUUGGAAUAAGUAGGCUGAGAAGCCUGAGACUGAACCAUGCCUGAAGUGUUGUGGUUUUGGAAGAAGCAAGAACUUUCUGGUGUUAAUACUGUGAACCCUUCCAUUGUUGGCUCAGGUUGUAUAUAUGUGUAAAUAAACCACAUUGGGGUGGUGUACUACUGUAUCUUACUGCGUUAUGUUUGAUUUUACUUAACUUGUGUUUCACUUACUCCAAAUGUGUGUAUAACUGCUUUGCACUGCAAGCUGUUGUGGGCUUUUGAGAAUUAUGCUAAACAUUAUGCUUAUUGUUGAAAAAGGUAAGCAGCUAUUGUGCUUGUAAAGUUGUACUUUGCCUGGCAUAGAGAUUGGACUUUUUGUUUCCUGUACUGUACAGCUGGGGUAUAAAAACUCAUCCUUUUUUAAUGUUCUAAUGAGGAACUUAUUCAAAACUUUUGAAGGUUUGGGAUCUGUAAGUGAAAGUAAAACUGACUGCAUGUGUGUUUGUAAGAGUGUUGUCCUAUAUUUUAACUCUGAUAUGAAACACAUCCACUUGAAUCCAAAUCUUAUUUAUUUCAGUGGGAUAUGUUCUUGGCUUAGGGCUGCAAUCCUAGUAAAUUUACUUAGAAACGUCUUUCUCUGAAAUUGGUAAGGUAUGUUCAUAAGUUGUUGGCACCCAUCUGUCUCGAGAAACAAUGGAGUGCGCUUCUGGGGAUUAAGUCAAACUACUGCUUUAGCAGCACCAAAGUGACCUCCCAGGGGCGCAAGCCUGAGCAGUUUGUACGGAGCUCCUGGGCUGCCCAGAACAACAAGAUCCCUCUCAUGACCUCAUUCCUUGUCCAAGGAAAAGCAGAGCAAUAUGUUUGGCACCAGCUGGGCUGCAGGAGUUGCCAGAAGUAGGCAUACAAGGUGCUAUCCAACUGUCUUGUGGAUUUUUGUUGGGUUUACUCCAUAGCCUUUUCUUCUCCCAAAUAUAUGCCAGAAGGCAGUGAAGGUUUAGGAUCAGAGUUUUCCAUCUCCCAGAUGGACAAGCCCCAUCUACCCCAUGUAUAAGUAGACAUAAAAUUAGGAGGUUCACUUCCAGUUGAGAUCAUUGUGCAACAUUCACUUGUAAAGAAUGUUCAGGUGCACUCUCAAACAAGAAUAUCUUGUUUAAGAGUAGCUCCUCCUGGACCAGAUAGUAUCACAUAUAUUUGAACGCAAUAUCUACAUGUACUCAAGAGCCAGGAUGCCAGUUGCAGCAGAUUGACUUCUGCAACUCAGGCUGGUCAGGGUACAGGUGGUGAUGGGGUUUAUGUCUGUCUGUCUCUUUUUUUUUGCUGUAAUAGUUCCAGGCUGGCACAGCUGAGAAACCCAAAUUGAGCCUUUCUCUGAAGAAUGGGCAAGCUUAGGGUCCAGCAGAUCCAUGGCUGGCCUUUCCCCAUAGCUUCUCAAUUUGCGAUCCUACUCUGGCUAUUGCCAGGUAAAGCAUUGGUAAAGCAGUGUGGUGUAGUGGUUAAGAGCGGUAGUCUCGUAAUCCGGGGAACCGGGUUCGUGUCUCCACUCCUCCACAUGCAGCUGUUGGGUGACCUUGGGCCACUCACACUUCUCAGAAGUCUCUCAGCCCCACUCACCUUACAGAGUGUUUGUUGUGGGGAAGGAAGGGAAGGGAGAAUGUAAGCCGCUUUGAGACUCCUUCGGGUAGUGAUAAAGGGGGAUAUCAAAUCCAAACUCUUCAACUCUUCUUCAACAAUUUCCACUGCCUUGUCAAAGGCCUCUGGCAAUGGAACACCCUUCUGCCAUCAGAACUUAGCAGAUGGAGAUGUCCAUUGUAUCCUAGGACUGUACUAUGAGAUUCUACCAGUUCAGUUACUGCAUUAUAAAUAAUAAUAUUAUUAUGAAGAAGGAAGGGAAUGUGCUGUUGAUCUGACCUUGUGUGGUGAGGAGUGGGAUUGUAUAGUCUUGACAAGUUCAAAUAUACUUUUAUUUAUUUAUUAGAAAUACGGCUUUACUUACCCAGGAUGAUUUGCCCACAAACCCUUAAAAAACCCCUUGAUUAUCAAAUUCUCUUUUCUUUUUAUUAUAGGUGAUAUGCAAGGAAGAACAGAAAGAAGCAAACCUCCCCUGAAAAAUGUGAAGAAAGAUUCCACAAAAUCAGAUAAACUAAAAUGCAAACCACUUACUGGGAAGGUGUUUUACCUUGAUAUUCCAUCCAAUGUCCUCUCUGAGAAAAUAGCAAAAGAUCUUAAAGAAUUGGGAGGGGUAAGUCUGUUUCUGUUUUUUUUAAUCUGAAAAAUUAGGUCCUCUUGUAAUAGGGGAGCCUUCAAAAUCAGUCUAUAUGCCCAGAAGCUUCCCAAGCUUCCAGCCCUAAUAAUUAGUAAUUGACUCUUAAAUGUAUGUGUGUAGUCUCACCAACUAUGUAAUAAUAUAAAUGAAGAUUACACAUAAAAUGUGUGUGAAUUGGGAACAAUCAAUGUAUAAAGGAGUGGUCAUAUAACUAUUGUUGGUUGCAUAACAGACUGUUAUGAUGUUCAUAAUUUCUAAAGUCCUUAAUUUACAAAGUGCUUUAUAAUCCUGUCUCAUUUUUGCUUCAAUAUCAUAUUAAGUUGAGUCAGAGCAAACUUCUCUACUUUCCUCCCAAGUCCUCAUUUCUUUGUUCAUACUUAUCCAUAGUUUCUCCAUUCACCCUGAAGAUUAGGCAUGAAGCCUUUUCCCUUUGAUUGUUCUUUCCUCCUUUCCACCUCAAAUUCAGUCUGUUGUCAGAACUCUCCUUUUCUGCUCCUUCACCUUUGUUUGUGCCCUGCUCAUAUCUCACGUGGAUUACUGCAGACUUCUCUGGUCCUCUGAUGCCUUGCCUUCAUAUUAUAACAUCAAUAUAGUACUCUACUACCAAAAUCUGCACCUUUCAUCGCUUUUAGCAGUUCGUCCUCACACCCUAUAUAAGCUUCUCCUCAUUUUUCAAACCUUUGUGGCCGUGCUCCUCCGUAACUUUGUAUGUUUAUUUCCCAACACAUUAUUCUUGUGUCCUUUGUUCAACUAGUUCUAUAAUCUUGGCUGUCCAAAUGUUUUUUCCUCCCUGCAGUGGCUCUGCCCUUUCCUCUUGCAGUCCCUUAUACCCAUAUAUAUCUCUACCUCCCUUAUUUCCUUUUGGUGUUUCAAAACCUGUAUUUUCCAUGAAGCCUUUAAAACAAACUCUCUACCCCAGGCCCUAUACCUUAUUGUAAUUAAGCUAAAGUACUGAUAAUAAAAAUAAUCCUCCCUUACCUGCUAGUGCCUCCAUUUCACCCCCUUCCUCUAUCGUUUCUGGUGUCUGUUUUAGAUCAUAAUCCUCUUGCAACAGGAACCUGUCAUACCUAUUGUUUGUAAAACACCAUGUACAUGAAUUGCACUUAAAUUAAUAAUAAUAAUUUAUUGUAGCUAUUAUUAUCUUCACAGUUCCCUGUCAGAUAAAUCAUAGUUACCUGUUGAUGUUGCUUGUAUGAAUCCCUGGAUCUCUUUCAGAAUAAUAAUUGUUUUAAUGAAGUUCUGGGGCCAGUUUGGUACAUUUGAUACAGUGCUGGAUACCAUUAGUUCCCCCUUCUCAUAGUAAGCCAAGAGAGCUUGCAAGUGGCUGAUUUAUUUAUCUCUGUGAAACACUCCUGAAUCUAAACCCAGUUCUAUUUGAUAAAAUUCUAUUAACUUUCAUGUGCUUAAUCAUAUGAAUUAGCGGGCUGGCCAUUUUCAGGUGUAAAAAACCUAUUGUGAUAAUGCACCAUACUUUUGGCUGUGUCAUUUCAGACACAACUUACAGCAGUGUGGAUUGUGCUCUGGGGAAAGCACUCAGCUUUGUGCGAAGGGGGCAUUGUGUGUUAAACUGGUAUGAAGUGCUUCAUUGUUUUGCAAGGUUUAUACUAAGUUCUGAAAGAAUCCUUUUUUAUUUAUGUAUAGAGAGUGGAAGGAUUCCUGAGCAAAGAUAUUAGCUAUUUGAUCUCUAAUAAAAAGGAAGCAAAAUUUGCUCAAACUCUUGGACAAAUAUCUCCAGUCCCGAGCCCAGACUCCGUAUAUAAUGGUGGAAACAGUUCGCCUCAUCCGAGCAGCAGAAGAGACAGGCAUGAAGGAAGUUCAUUCAAGCUAGUGGACACAGUAAGUCCCAUUCCUGCCUCCUUCCCUGCAGAUAUAUUUUUAAAAGUCAUGCUGCAAGUCAAGUAGAGCUCUCUCUUCUUGCAAAACUAGCCAGGGUUUGCGGUUUGUGGCUAAUGUUGCGUCAAGCAAAGAAUGGCUUGAUGAAAAUGAUAUCGAUUAUGGUACCAUUAACCUGUUCUAAUUUGUGUUAAGUCAAGAUGUAGUUUUUGAAAUACGCAGCCAUGAAGUCUGUUGCUUUACUUAAGUCUGUUUAAUAAUAUAAUAUAAAUUAAUAUAAAUAGAAACAUUUCAGACAUUUUAUCCAAAAUAUUUACAUUAGUAAUAAUACACUGUCUUUUCAAACAGCUCAUUACCCAAAUAAACUGUAGAAAGAAAUACACAGAUUAGCAGUAGUGGGCAUGUUUGUGCUGAAUCUUUUAAUAUUCAUUACUUAAGAAUGUUAUAUUAAUGCCUCGACCUAAGUUUAGAUGGAUAGACCAAAAAAUCCACAAACACAGAGGAGUACGUGAUGUAGCCACUUAUGUCAUAGAAUUGUGAAGUUGAAAGGUUUAAAUCCCCUACCAGUUCUGAAAAUUCAGUUCUACAACACCCCUUUAAUGCAAUUUAAUUUACUGAAAUAUUUAUAAUCCCCUCUCUCAUAAGAUAUAUCAAGACAAUAUAUAAAUGCAAUAAAUAUGCAACACAAAAGUGCAAUCACAUCAGUAACAGUACAGUUAUACCUCGUGUUGCGUUAGGUUCAUGUCGUGUCUUUUCGGCUUGCGAACACGGCAAACCCGGAAGUUUAUACUUCUGGGUUUUGUUGCAUGCGCAGAAGUGUUCUGCGCACAUGCGCAGAAGCACCGCUCUAGUUGCAGACUUUUUUGGGUGCAAACGGCACCCUGAAACGGAUCGUGUCCACAACUAGGGGUACCACUGUGUCACAUUUUUUAGAAUCAGAAUUGUAGAGUAUGAAGGGACCUUCGAGGAUCAUCUAGUCCAACACCCUGCAAUGCAGGAAUAUGCAAGUGGCCUGUAUUGGAAUCACACCUGGGACCUUGGCAUUAUUAGCACCAUGCUCUAACCAGUGUGUGAGCGGGUUUUACAAAUAUUUAGAAUCCUUGCAGAGUUAUGCCUUGAACAUUUCAUUAUGUAAGACUACUAGCAAUGAACACAAAUGUUCUGUAUUUUCUUUCUUUCUUAUAAAUAGGUGCGCAUGAGUAGAGGAAAAUCUUUAGUUGAAAAAGCAAUAAAAGAGCAGGUAUGUAUCAUUCAAUAAUGUGACUCCAUUCUGGCAGGAGUGGGAUUCCUGGUAGCAUCAUUGCUGUUGCUUACCAAGGCAGGGCAGUGGUGAGGUCAGGGUUGCUUCAGUGCAACAGCAGGAGUGCUGGAUUGGCUUAGCUGGUGUGCCUGCAUUGCCUUUACUUCUCUAGCACUCUGUCCUGGUUAAACGGCAGCCAACUGCUGCUGGGAAGUCAGAUUCACAGCUGCCCUGCACUGUCGGCUUCUAUGUGUUUUCUUACUUGCAACUCUCUGAAAUGUUUUCAAAAAGUAAACCAUUCUGACUGUAAAAGUUGUGAAAUGGGUUUCUCAGUGAUGCAACUUUUCUAACAGCCCUUUUGGCUAAUUUUGCUUAUGCAGCUUUAAUGGGUCUUUGGUUUGGACAGUGUGAAAAUGUGCAUGCAACACUCCUAAGUGAUGCUGGCAUAUUCAUACACAUGAAUAUAAAAAUAUUUUAGUUAAUGGAAGUAUUAUAAAUAUGUGUCUUUCAGGAAUUAAUCCCCUCUGGUAGUAUUUUGUCCAAUGCCUUGAGUUGGGGAGUGAAAAUACUUCAUGUUGAUGGUAAGUAUUUUUUCAGGGAAUUUUCAAUUGUUUUAGAAUAAGAUAAUUUCAAAUAAUUUUGAUAAUCUUUUCUUCUUGAUAAUAGAUAUUAAGAAGUAUAUUGAUCAGAAGAAAAAAGAUAUCUCUCUGAUCAAGAAAUCAAGCACCGAAAUCAAAUGUGCGGUAAGUCUACAUCUUCCUAAUUCCAGAGAAAAAUAAUAAGAGGUUGAAUAUCAUAAAACCAAUGCCUUAAAUAUUUAAGGUAUAUCUUUUAAAAUAUAUACUUUAUGGGCUAUAGACAAAUUAUUAUCCUCAGCUAAGUAGCAUAAUGGUUUACUCAUUUGUGCAUUGUACCAGAAAAAUUUGGGUGUCCACUUGGUUUUGGUAUGAUCAUGGUCCAAGAGAGGAGGAGGGUGAGCACCUUAUCCUGAAAUGAGAGCAACGAAUGGGCCUUUGUGGUGGAGGAAGAGGAGAAAACCUAGUUGCCCUUCUAAAGGAAGGAGUCUGGUAGUGUCUAUAACCUGGAGAGACAGCUUUCCCUCCCCCAACUUUGCUAGCCUAUUAGUGAUCAACAUGGGGGGCGGGCACGGAUCUGGAAAUGCAUAAUGCAAUCCUAUGUACAUUUCUAUUCAGAUGUAAACCCCACUGAGUUCAGUGGAAUUUACAGAUUAUGGGAUUGCCAACUGAUUUCUUCCAUCUGUUGAAAUACUAUUUAACAUGCGUGUUUGACUUUUCUAAACAAAACUAAAGCUUGCCAUGUUAAUUUUAUAUACUAUGUAAAUAUAUUACAUGUUUUUACCAAUAGGCAAAAUAUCUGAACUAUUUGAUUAAUUAAAACGUUCACUAGAGCACUUAUUGUGAUUAAAAUAUUAUAUUAGAUGAAUUCUUUAUUUUUUUUUAAAAAAACAUUUAUUGGAAUAAUUGAAAAUACUUUAAGGAAUUACAACUCAGUAGUACAAAGUCCUCUUACCUUGUUUACAUUUUUUAAAAAAACUAGAGGCUAUUUAACAAACUAAAUUUAGCAUGCCCAAGGAACUGAAUAUUGGAAAAUUAUAUUUCUACUGCUGUGCUCAAAGGAUCAGGUAGCAAGUGAUGUGAAAAGCCCAGGAGAGUUGCUUCUGAUAAGGAUAGACUCUACUGGGCUAGUUAAGCAAAUAGUAUAAUAUAAAAGUAGUCAACUUGUUUCUGUAUUGUUAAGGGGAUCAUUUAAUUGCUGAAUAGCUAGCUACAGGUAGGAAGGAGAGAGACUUGCUUUUUUAUUUUGCUUCUUUUUGAAAAAAAUAUGCAGGGAAGAGAAUUCUUUUAACCUCGUUGCACACAUUCCCCCUAGCUGUAGGCCUUUCUAUGCUCUGCUUGUGUCUUUUUACAUCUCUUAUACAUAACUAUAAAAGUAGCCAAGAUGUGACUUGUCUUAAAAUACAAUUCAUCAGUUUUGCCAAUAAAAUUAAAAACUAUACUUCCCAUUGACUGGUUGGUUGCUGGUCCACUGCUCUGGUCUCCUACAUCACACAAUCAACUAUAAAACGUGCACAUUUGAAUAAAUCGAAUGAAUAAACUAUAAUAAUAAUUUAUUUUUAACAGGAAAAAGAGUCAGUUGAUCAAAAAACAAAAAGUAAGUAUUCAAGACAUGAAUAAGACUUGUUAUUUAUUUUACAAAAAAUAAAAGUAUUGAUUGUUUAAAAAGAAAAAUCUUGAUCGUUUAUUCUAGGCAAGGUUAUUAAUUUAUAGAAUAGUAUAAUUUUCCGUAAGCUAUUUGUUACUUGUGUUAGAAAUAGGAAUGUUCAUAUAAUCUGGCAAUAAUAAAAAGUUUUUUUAAACAUUCUUUUGAACAGAUAAACUGAAAAAUCCUUUUCUGAAGGUUGAAGACAGAAGACGGUAAGUGUUAUUUUCAGAUUAAUUAAUAUUCCAUUCAACACAUGUCCUCCAAACCAUCUGCUUUCUUCUUGGAGGUUGAUGGCAACAUUUGAUGCAAUGACAAUAUAAUCUGCAGGAAAACAAUGCUAAACUCUAAUAUGCUGGAAGGAUUUGAGUAAGACAAUUCCUUUUGUGCUAGGUAAUCUAUCAGAGAUGAUAGAACAGUGAGGGGAAAUAAAUUUGCAGAGUUCUAUAUGUCGUGGGGGGGGUCAUAAGAAGGUAGAUUCUGAUAUACAAUUUAUUAGUGGAAUUGCUCUAGAUACCAUAUCUGGCUAUCCAUUGGUUUCUUAUAGUGCAAUCUUGGGAGUUCACUAAGAUUUACUCCCAGGUAACUAUAUAGGAAUGCAACCUUAAUACCACAAGUUUGCAGUAGCAUGGCAUGUAUUUAGACUACAGUCUCCACUUCCAACAGCUUGUAAUAUUCACAGUAGCAAAAUACCUUGGAUUUAUUAGUUUGUUUUUUUAAGGAAAAGCACUGUUUCUUACUCCUUUUUUCUGUUAGAUGUUUUAAAAUCCAGGUAUGUACACCUUCAUAGAAACUGGUACUUUGAUCUUUGUAAUGUAACCAGCUCUUCAAAAACUUCAGCUUUGUCUCUUCUUCUCUAGUAGUUUGACCCAAAAUCUGCAUUAUGCUAAGGAAGCACAAAUUUGGUGGUCUUAUCAGGCCACACUCCCAUGGGUCAACUUUGACAAGUGGGCAGAACAACUCUCUUGCCAGUCACCUGGCAUCAUUAUGAUAUAAGAUGAUGGACAGGUGGGCUGACUGUUGGGCACUUGACAACCCCUUCAUGAAGCACUUUGCAAGCCCUGGGCAGUCAGUUCCUCAGGAACUGACACCAUGCAUUUCUCAUAGUGAACACUCUCUCUCUCUCUCAGCUAAUCCAGCUGGAGAACUGAAACCUGCUUUUCCUUGGCAGUGCACAAUUGGGAGUGCAUUUACAGCUACAUUUCUGCUUCCCCCACACCUGACAUCAUAUUCAAGGCGAAAUAACCUCCCGCGCCACUGGCUGGAAGUUCCCCACCCGUGGUGCAAAAUUUAUGUAUAUAGACAGAGAACAAAACAUUGCCAAUUUUAUCAAACAAAGUAUUUAUCAAACUGGGUUAUUUUUCUACAGGGAGGUGGAGAAUGGAGGGCAGAGUAGGUGAUUUAUUGCAAAGCACAAACCUUGAGUAAAAGAACAAGUGUGUAUGUGGCUUGAACCUUAUAAAAGGGAGGUACAGAGUUUAUAUAGCAAAGAAUAAUAGAGUGUCAACAUUGCUAUAGCACAGUGGCAUACACCACAGAUAACACACUGCAAGCAAGAACUACUGAAAAACAAGCUUUUAACAUAUUUAUUGCUUUUUUGUAUGUUCAGCAAACCUGCCUUAUUUUUUUCUCAUGUAGACGCUACAGACCCUUUUACUUGCAACUGUCCAGCUUUCCUGUUGUCAACUAUUCCAAUCCAAAACCUUACAGUCCAUUUGAAACAGAAAAGAAGCAUAUAAUUGCUCAUAAGCAAAUUGAGAAUAAACAAAGGUAAUUGAAGAGGGAUGUGCCAGAAUUUGGUAAAGGGCUAAAGAGGAUGGAAGCAAGCUUGUAUUUUUACACAGAAUUCAAGACCAGUUUAUCAGCUUGUCCUAUUUUGGGUUAAUCUAAUCACACACAUUAUCGUGCCUACUAGUUAGUUGUUAGUGAGCCCCCAUCACCAUUAGACAAGCUGCUUUGAUUUAAUGGAUUUUUAAAUGCUCAGUUUAUAUGUUAGCAGUUAGACACUGCUAGUUUAGUCUGGAUUCUAUAAGUCUGCCUCUGGUUAUCACAGCGAAAUAGUGGAUGCAUGAGUCAUUUAUACUUACUUUCUGUUCAAAUAUCCAGAUAUGCUAAAUUGGUGAAAAGAAGUUUAUAAAUUUUAUAAAUAAAGAAAAACUACCCUGAGAAAAACUACACUGUUAGUUUUGUUUGGGACUAAAGAACCCAUGUAUGGAGGACAGGAAGCUUGACAAGAAGCUGAGCAGAAAGAGGAAGCAAACCAGAGGGUAGUGAGGCCAAAGAAAAUAUGGUGGCUGAAGAAAGGGUGCAGAAUAUGCAGAAAUCUCUGAGGACAGGUGGAUGAGGGAAGAAGCUUGAGCCAGAGGGCAGGGGAAACACAGCUGAAGAAAAGAAGAUAUUUAGCUAGGGGGCUCAACAGGAAUGGAAAGAUUGGGAGGUUGUGUUUUCUUAUAAGUAGCUAGCUGGGUCAUGUCUUCCAGACAUUGUAUAAUGCAGGGUCAGGGGAGAGACCUUCCAGUACUAAAUGUUUAGCCACUGAGUAUCCAUGUCUCUCUGUUAAGUUCCACAGGGUUGGUAUAUAGUUCAACAGUACAUUAAAAUCUUUAAAUCAUGACGUUCUAGGGCCGUGUUUAUGCAGCUGGUUACUUUGAAUCAAAAUGCUGCAAGUAAUAUUGUGCUAUCAUAGUUGGAUUGAAAGUCAUAGUUCCUAUGAAAAAAUGUUAUUGUGAAUCCCUGAGUUGUGCUCUUGAUGCUCUUGCUUAUUCUCUUAUAGAAUAUAUGAGUAAGAUAAAUUUUCUCUUUUUCAUGAACAGAAAUCCAGCAAAUAAUGACAAAGGGAAGGGCCCAGUUCAGCUUCCUGCAAAACAUAAAAAGAGAAAAGGGUACUGUGAAUGUUGUCUGAAGAAGUAUGAUGACCUUCAAAUAGUAAGCAUAUAUUAACUAAAUAAUUGUGGCUUAUUUACAUGUGAUGGAUAUACCUAAAUUGCUUCCAGAUAUUUGAGGAGAGAUCGUAUUUUUUAUUAAACCUUUUUCUCUAAAACUGUAUUCCUAUGUAUUUGACCCAUUCAUAGAGAUAGUUUAAAGAGCUAAUAUAAAGGUUGUAAUGACAUAGGUUCUUUCUCAUUUUUGGUGAAAGUGAAUUCCUUCAAUAUUUUAUGAGACAUAGCUUACGUUUUGGAAGUGACUAAGCCACCAGGUAUUAAAACUCCUGUAAAGUAAUGUUAAAUAAGUUGUACCUCCCAUGGGUAUGUUAGCCAAUAUCAUUGAUGCUCUUGCUAAAUUAAGCAUAGGAGCUUCAACAGGGCUGUGUGUGUGUAUAUUAUAUAUUCUUAUAGUUGUUUUGGAAUCAGUGAAUGCUGUUCUCUUCUAAGGGAAGAUUAUUAUUUUUUUAGGCAGGUUAUAUUAGGAUUAGACCCUCCCCAAGGUGCAUCAGUUAAACUUAGUACCAUCCUCUUUUUAUUUGUAUGCUGCCUUUCCAUAUUUAAAACCAUACUCAAGGCAGUUUAAAACAUGAAAGGAUUUACAUAAUCACAAACAUAACAAAAGUAGUCAUAAAUAAAACACAUCACAAUGUAUACAAUCAAACAGCCAAUCCCACAUAAAUAAUAAAAAGGUCUAAAAAUAGAAAAUUAAUACUGCUAACAGCAACAAAACUCUCCAAUAAAAACACCUAAACAACAUCCCAAUCCAAGAGUCUGUACAGCAGCCUCAGCUUUGGUAGCUGGAGUCAAUCAGGGCCCUGCCGUCCCAGGUGGAAAAAGGCUGGCAAAGCAGAGAGCUGGCCUUCCAGGACUCACAGCCAAGAUGUAGCUUUUGUCUCUCUGUUUGUGCGUAUUUAUGACAUAGACAGCAGCAUAUGCAAUUAGGCAAUAUGUGAUUUGGCUAUAGAGCGAGGUUUCAAGGAAAGCUGUCUCAUUUUUAGCAGCUUUGGCUGCCAAUGCCCUACAGGUGGAUGGGUAGUACAGUUGGAUAUAUUAGAGCAAGAAUAGCCAGCACCCUAUAUUCUUGAGGAGCAUACAGUGGUACCUCGGGUUAAGAACUUAAUUCAUUCAAGCACCACCUUAGCUAAUAGGGCCUCCCGCUGCCGCUGCGCUGCCGGAGCCCGAUUUCUGUUCUCAUCCUGAAGCAAAGUUCUUAACCUGAAGCACUAUUUCUGGGUUAGCGGAGUCUGUAACCUGAAGCGUAUGUAACCUGAAGCGUAUGUAACCUGAGGUACCACUGUACUUUUAUCCAGAUAGUGAAAGGUCUGCAGACAGGGACUGGUAGCUUCCAUAAUAAGGUUGGAACGGCCUGUAGAUAAGGACUUCCUCGUAAUGGAGCAUAAGCAAUCAGGCAUAUCACAGUAAAUAAAAAUAUGUAAGCUUACAUGUUACAUUUAUCUUUAAUACUAUUAAUGUUUGAAGUCUGUUUCUUACAACCUGAAAACAAUUUUGUAGGGUCAUCAGGUGUCAGAAAAGGAUAAUUGUAGAUUGUGGUUGCAUUUAAACAGUCAUAAUAAACCAAUAAAUGCUUAAUAAGCCAAGCCUUUUGCAUAGUUUACUAUCCUGGCUUAUUCCAAAACUGGUAACUAUAGUUCCCGGUUCAGAUAGAAAGGAAAGCUAUGGUUAAUUAGAGUAUUCUUGGUUUGAUUACUUGUGCCUCAAAAGUGCUCUCUGUAUGCAAGGGAAGAUGCUCACACAUAUACUGGUUUAUUAAGCCAAGAUAUAAUCUCAACUGGGUCCUUAUGGUGGUUUUAAAACUUCUUGUAAAAAGAAUAACUCAUUUAUAUAUAAAUAUUUUCUUUAGGAAUGCUGAUACAUUUUUUCCCCUAAUUUCAGCAUGUUGAAAGUGAGCAACACCAGAACUUUGCUCAAAGUUCUCACUACCAAGUUGUGGAUGACAUUAUUUCCAAGUUUUCUUGUAACUUUGUAGAGUUGAGUACACCAAAAAUUAAAAGGUAAACAAUUUUAUAACUUUUUAUUUUCAGCUAACUUUUCAAAAAUAAAUGUAAGUUAUUUUGUGUACCUUCUUCUCCCCUUCCAUGGUUGUUCCACUUCAGAGGUUCCCUCACAAGUCACUACGCUUUCAGAGCUGAUGUAGAAAAUUAAUAUAGGUCUUGGCUACUAUGACAGAUCCAGUUUUGAAGUGAUCAGCAAUACAGUAAUGACACUAUUUGGUGAGGCUUUUGCACUGACUUCAGCUAACCCACUAUCUUUUGGCCCCAAAGAGUAAAACAGCCUUUCCGAUGCUAUUGUGUAAAGUAGCUUCUACAGGCACCACAAAAGAAUUUGUGUUCAUCUCUUUUGAAGGCUCUGUCUAUAAAGAACAGGGCUUGGUAGAACCAUAAGCAGCAUUUUUCACCUACAGAUGACGUGCUUUCUGACAAUUAGGCAGUACCACAUACAGGACUGGUGGAAGAUCUGGAUUACUGAUACAAUAAUAGGUAUCAGAAUUGCUAUAUACUAUAUAGCCUGUUUCUGCAGUUUCCAAAAACUAUGCUGACAGCUCAUCAGGCCAUCUCUCUUACUUGCAAGGAAUCUAGCUGUAUCCUUGGCACUUUUAAAGCUAUCUUUAAAUCCUUGUGUCUUGCAUAAGAUGCUUGACAAAUACGAUGGUCUCCAAGUGCUGUGAGAAUGAAUGCACUGAGAGAAAUUUUCUAGCAGUCAGAGGGAAAGUAAAAUAAGAUGGGAUGAAGUGACAUAUAACAUGUAUAUAUAUAAAAUGUAGACUGCAACAAGGAAAGAUUAACAGAGAUGUUUGCGUCUCCCUUACUCUCUGCCAUCCUCUCAAUGUUAUCCCCCUGAUCUGCCGCCUCCUGGCUUCCAUCACUGCCACUUCCUUUUGAACUUGGAAGGCUCCAAAGUUGAAGACUGCAAAGACUGCUUUGACUCUUCUUAAUAAUGGGAAGGCAAACACCAGAAUCCACCUUUGCACUUGCUUCUUCUGGGCUCUAAGGUCCAAAAGAAAUAGCUAUGUCAAAUACAUUCUUCUUCUUCUUAGCUUCAUGCUUUGCUGCUCAGUGAGAUUCCCAACUCCUCUUAGCCUUCUUCAGGCAUUCUAAACAAGUCAAAUAAGCACAUGGAGGUAGGGCGGCAGCGUGGAUUAAUUUUCUAGUUCUGCCUGGUCUAGCUUGCUUCCCACCCCUGCAUUGCUCUUCCAGUCACCUCCUACAAGUCUGAAGUGCCAAGCCUCCUGUGCUCAUGAAGGCUUCCUGUGCAUUUUAGAACCUUGAUUUUCCAGGGUUCUAAAAUGCACAAGGGAUCUCCACAAGUACUCUGUUUUAGACCGUCACCUGCCAACUUGUAGAUGACCAGAAUGGGAGCACAAUGGAGUGGAUGGGUGACACUAAGACACGUGUCCCCAUUUCUACCUUCCCUAUCCCAUUUUUCCAACUUCCAUUUAGAAUGCCUAAAGAGGGCUACUGUCUUUGGCUUAAGGAGCCCAGGGGGAGGCAGAAGAAGAGAUUCCAAUGAUAGGUUCUCUCUCCUCAUUCAAUUGAAUGACAGAAUAUAGUGAAAGAUGGAAAGGAUUUGUUGAGUUAAUUAAAAGGUUAGAUCGUUAAGAUAAAUUAUAUAACAAAAAUUGAGAAAGAUGGAAAGAAUUUGCUGAAACAAUUAAAUUAGAAUACAAAAAGGGAGGUGUGAGGAGGUCGAUGAAACAAGUAAAUGAAAGAUAAAGAUAUGGAACAUUGGAUGUGUGUUUUAAUGUUAUUGUGUUUUCUUUUUGCUGUAUUGUAUUGUUUUUUAUGUUUUUCUUUUUAUGUAUUGUAAUGUAUGCUUUGUCAAAUUUUUUUCCUUUUUUUCUUUUUUCUGUAAUUUUUAAACUUUUAAUAAAUAUCAUUUUAAAAAAAAAGAUAGGUUCUCUCUCCUCACCCCCCCACUCCCGCGAUGCUUUGAGGAAUCAGUAGGCAAAAGAGGCAGAGCUAUACAUAUAGCUUGACAGUGGCCACCGAGUCAAGAAUGCCACUGCCAUUGUUAAAUACAGAAUAGGAUUUGGCAGAUUAUACGUGCAUCUUGACUUCUCCUUGUAGACCAAGAGUGUGUGUACCAAAUAGUUUGUCACUUUGAUGGUCUCUAAGCAUAAUGGUUCCUUUCCUCGGGUGCCCAAAUUUGUGUCAGUUUGUAAACUUCCUGUAACCAUUUCACAACUGGCCCGUGUUAUUUAUGAUUUACUACUAGUAAGUAAUUUUCAUGUCUUCUUUGAAAAUUCUUUUUGCAUUUUGACACGUGUAACUUCCUUGAUUUUAGGAGGAAGUGUAGUGUUGGACAGUUUGCUCCUCUCAUCGGAACAAAAACAGAAGAGCUGAAAGAGCGGUUGAAGAGGCAAGACAGUUCACUGAGGUGGUAUUCUAGGAAAAGCAUUACAACACAGGCGCUGAAUGAAGGUUCUCAACACCUGGAAAUGUAUCCUAAAUCUGCACACAAAAAUUCUACCUCUGAAUCUUCAUGUUCUGUUUAUUCCUAUCACACCAUCUGUUCUUCAGAAGCAUCAAGAAAAGUCAGUGGCAAUACUGAAAGUGGUAAAAUGCCCAAAGCUUCAAAUUUAUCAGAGAUUGCUUUAUCAACCAACUUGGUACAUCUUUCUCCCCAGAAAGAAAGUAAGCAAUGCAUGAAAAAUUUGCCUGAAAUUUAUGAACACUAUGAGCCUAUUUCAAGACAGAAUUUACAAGGAUUAUCAACAAAUUUAAACUCACUACAUGCUCGGAUUCCAGGCUCUGAGUUUAGUGAAAGGCAAAACAUAUCAAAGCCAAAACGGAAAUUGAACCAUACGGUUCUUCUGCCAGCAAAAUGUCUGAAGAAGGUAGACACUCGUUCGGCAAUUGAUCUUAGGGUGGAAAGCAACUGUUUUCCGAGAGAACUCACGGUCCUUCUAGAGCCAGAAAAGCCAUUGAUUAGUCCUCCCUCAAACAAAGAGCCCAAUGAGUUGACGGACAUUAAUAUACAAAGCUCACCAAUAAAACUCAGCAGAAAAGCCAUGCAUUCCAUAGGAAGAAAUAAAAACGGAAAUCAGAAACAAAAAAUGGAGUUAUGUUUACAUCAGGCUGAUGAACUACCUGUUCCAGAAGAAACAAAAAUGUACAAAGCUCAUCAACACAAGCACUGUUGCAGUUAUUUCAGACCAGCGAAGCAAAUUCUGAUUUUGGGGGUUUCUCAAGCAUACAAGAGAACAAAGAUUCAAAUUUAAUGAAAGACACAUGGGAAGACCAGCAUACAGAUGCUUUGUGGUCUUUGUUUUCUACCUCUGCCUCUUCGUCACCAUUUAUUGGAUUUUAAUGCUGCUUUAUUUAAAACGAUGAGUUUUGAAUAAAUGUGGAAACUGAAAGAUGAUAUUUGUGGAAAAUUUUUGGUUUCUAUAAUAAACUAUAUAGUGAUGAUUCUUGCAUU